Messenger RNA from Equus quagga, 2298 nucleotides. Its product is annotated as WD repeat-containing protein 91-like. The record is from RefSeq and is a predicted model, not a curated record. The coding region runs from base 444 to 1460 and encodes 338 amino acids. Gene Ontology annotation, biological process: early endosome to late endosome transport. Gene Ontology annotation, molecular function: protein binding; phosphatidylinositol 3-kinase regulator activity. The transcript is spliced from 7 exons. Gene Ontology annotation, cellular component: extrinsic component of endosome membrane; late endosome membrane; early endosome membrane. Lineage: Eukaryota; Metazoa; Chordata; Mammalia; Perissodactyla; Equidae.
UGCCAUGCUGCCCCUGAGCCUCCCCUUGCUGCUGAACAUAGCUCAGGGUCUGUUCUUCCUGGUAGCAUAAGCUGCCUCCAUUGUAUCAGAUGCUCUGGAUUGAAGACAACAAGCCCAAGGGAUUUACUGCCUGUGUCUCUUGUGUGUGCCACCUUGUUGAUCAUUUAUCUCCUAAUUGGGGCUACUUGCCUAUUUUAAAGGCAUUUCUGCCCCUGCCCAGCCCUGUAGUGGUUCUGCUUUGAUGGUAGUAGACCCUGACACUCCCAUCUCAGAUCCUUCUGUUCUGGCAGGCCCUGCAGGAUUAAAGAUGCACCUGAGCUCAGCCCCUCCCAUAAGGCUCCUUUCUGAGCUCCAAGGUCUCUGUGCUCUAUUUUUUACCAUAGAACUGCUCUUCCUGUGACCCAGAGGAGCAUCAGGAGCCACAGGGUGGCGGAGGUUGGCUGAUGCCCCGGCCUGGGUUAUGUCUGGGUGAGCAGAUAGUGAUGUGGCGGCCACCACUUAGUGCACCAGGAGGCGGAGACCAGGGCAGCUGCGGACCCCGGGGUGGCAGGUGUGCAGAGAAGAAGCCUGAAGCCAGUGGCCCAGAGGGAGAGCCCUGCCCAGAGCUCCACGUGGAGGCGGCGGAGACGCUGACACGGGCCUCCACAGCAGGCCCUGACGGCGGAGGGGUCCACCCCGAGCAGCCAUUCACUGUGCUGGGCCAGGAGGAGUACGGAGAGCACCACUCCUCCAUCAUGCACUGCAGAGUGGACUGCUCGGGGAGGAGGGUCGCCAGCUUAGACGUAGACGGGGUCAUCAAGGUGUGGUCCUUCAAUCCCAUCAUGCAGACCAAAGCGUCCUCCAUCUCCAAGUCGCCGCUGCUCUCUCUAGAGUGGGCCACCAAGCGGGACAGGCUGCUCUUGCUGGGCAGUGGCGUGGGGACAGUGCGCCUUUAUGAGACGGAAGCCAAGAAGAAUCUCUGUGAAAUCACUAUCCACGAUGAUAUGCCCAGAAUCCUGUCUCUUGCGUGCAGCCCCAGUGGGGCCUCUUUCAUCUGUUCGGCUGCGGCUCUGAGCCUCACUUCUCAGGGGGACUUCUCGGCCCUGGACAUCGGCAGCAAGGGCACUAACCAGGUUCCUGGCAAGCUGUUGCUGUGGGACACGAAAACCAUGAAGCAGCAGCUCCAGUUCUCCCUGGAUCCAGAGCCCAUUGCUAUCAACUGCACAGCCUUCAAUCACAAUGGAAACUUGCUGGUCACAGGGGCGGCUGACGGCGUCAUCCGGCUGUUUGAUAUGCAGCAGCACGAGUGCGCGAUGAGCUGGAGGGCCCACUGCGGGGAGGUCUACUCGGUGGAGUUCAGCUACGACGAGAACACCGUGUACAGCAUCGGCGAGGACGGGAAGGUGGGUGAGCAGGGUCUGGAUCAGGAACUUCCCUCCCUCUGGCUCAGGCAUCUGAGAUUCCAGAGCGCACCAGAAUAGCAUGAUGGGCUGGGUUUAAAUCCUGACCAUAGCUUUUACUAGCUCUGACCUUGAGCCUCUCUCUACCCUGUUUUGUUGUCUGUAAAACAGGGAUAAUAAAAGUGACCAAUCUGAGGGGAUCUUUGUAAGAUUUAGAUGAGUUCAGUGUGCAUUGGCCAUUCUUAUGAAAGAGGAGUACCCACAUCCUUCCUCCUUGUUGUAGCAAAGUGACUCAUCCCACUGUAGAUGGAGCGGUGGGGUCCGGAUUUGGGGCCAGGUUGUGCUGCCGUGAGCGUGAUUGUUGGAUGGUCACAGCAUGGAUGUCUCAAGUUUGCCAGGGGUAGCUGCAUAGGCCUGAGCAGAGUCAAGAAUUGUAAAAAGGAAGCUGGGGGAAAAGGUAAAACUAAGUGCCCCCUUGUAGAUUUUCUACAGGGUGGGGCAGACAGAGGUGGGAGACAGACUUGCUGUUCAUGUAUGCUCUCCUGGACCUUUUGGAUUUUAUACUAUCUACCUGUAUCAUCCUUUGUUCAUAGGAUUCCUUCUAUGGUUUUGUAAGUUCUCCCGGUAUCCUUCCUUCCUAGUUACAAGAACCAAUAAAUCCCAUCUCCCAUGUUUUGAGUUACACUUUUCUAAUUUCCAGCCAAAAGGGCCCUAACAAGUUUCACAGAGAUCUCCUAUGUGGCUUAGCAGGGAAUUUGGACCCUGUGGCCACCACUCUUGCUGCACCAGGGCAGAACCGUCUGACUUAUUUCACUUAGAAUAAUGCCCUCGAGGUCCAUCCAUGUUGUCACAAGUUGCAAGAUUUCAUUUGUUUUUAUGACUGAAUAAUAUUCUAUUGUGUGUGUAUGUGUGUGUGUAU